Molecule: messenger RNA, 1098 nt
Organism: Naegleria gruberi
Lineage: Eukaryota; Heterolobosea; Eutetramitea; Acrasida; Naegleriidae
Exons: 1
Coding region: 1-1098 (365 amino acids)
Biological process (GO): RNA processing
Cellular component (GO): nucleolus
Molecular function (GO): RNA binding
Source: RefSeq, a predicted model, not a curated record
AUGAAACGCUUUGUGAAGGAGAACGUUAAAGAGUAUGAAAGGAAUUUCACUAUUGAUGAUAGUAAUAAUAGAACAUCAUCAUCAUCCGACAAUGAAGACCAACUUGUUGCUGAAAAAUUAUUUACCGACCAAGAAGUUAUUAUUAUGAAUGAAAGAUUGAAGGAUUUAAACUUGUCAUUCCAAAAAUCUUUGAGCAAGUGUUUUAAUUUAAAUUUACCAUACAAGAUCACAACAGAGGACUCUAAAUGUUUGAUCAAAUGUAAAUCUUUAUUACCUUCCGAAGAGGAAGCAAAAACAAUUUCAUCAUGUUCCAUAUUUACUAAAGGAUUUUUCAAAUUUGAUGAAGAUUCGGGAGCAUUUACUCUUGACAAGGCUCUCAUUGGUGAAAAAUCAUUGGAUGAAGUCAAAUCAACAGCCUAUGGAUUUAUUUCUAGAGGAGAAAUUUCUACUUCAGUCAACACCCAAAAUAAUAAGAAUCAAGCUCUAUCUCACAAACAAUUAUUACACAAGGAUGUUAACGCAUAUUUAGAAAAGGAAUCUGUUUUGAAUGGUAUUGAAGAUAAAUUAAUGGCACCAGUUCUGAGGAGCUCGUCAUUCUCUAAAUCAGAAAAGAAGGAACAUGAAAAGUUGACUACUUUAUUAGAUCCAAAUUAUACACCUGCAUCUAUUGUGGAUAAGAAUGUUAAUGCAGGAAAGGGAUGGGCAAAUAUGGCUGCUCCAAGAAUGACUCCUGAAUUGAAACAAGAACUCGUUGCAAUGCAAUUAAAGAGAGCUAGUGAAGGUGAAGGAAAGAGAAUUAAAUCAUCAAGUGUUGCACAAUUUGAUGAAGAUAACAUGCCAAAAUACUUCCAAAUUGGUACCAUUGUAGAUAAUGCUAAAGAAUUUUAUUCGAACAGAGUUGUCAAAAAGAAGAGACAACAAAGUUUUUUAGAUGAGCUCAUACAAGAUGAUAAAGAACAUGGAUAUGUUUCACAACGUUAUGCACAACUCCAAGACCAAAUGGAUCAAGUUCAAAAACGUAAGAAACGAAAGCUUAUGAAAAAGAUUGCUCAAAAUAGUAAGGGAGGAUCAAGCAGUGGUGGAAGCAGUAAGAAAUAA